Molecule: messenger RNA, 1915 nt
Organism: Emericellopsis atlantica
Lineage: Eukaryota; Fungi; Ascomycota; Sordariomycetes; Hypocreales; Bionectriaceae
Exons: 1
Coding region: 163-1845 (560 amino acids)
Source: RefSeq, a predicted model, not a curated record
GCCGCUCUUGUCCAGACUCCUAACGCCUACCUAUAGGCUGUCGCUGCCAGGAUAGCUUAUAAGCGUGAUGUGAUCCGUUGUGGUCUACUCAAUAUCGUCGCCUUAGAAUCUUAUGCUGCAUGCGAUCAAACAAGAGUAGGCUCGUCGACAGAUUUCCGCAUCAUGUCGGAGCCCUCUGGAGUAGUACCAUCUAGCCGGAGGACUCGAGGGAGGCUCCUGAACCUCCUCUUCACCGUCUCAUUGGCCAUCAUCAGUCUUGCUUGCUACAUCCUGCUCAUCAUGCUCUACGUUCGGCCAGAGCUGUACCAUAUUCCAUCCCUCGUCUAUGUGGUCGGCUCGUCAUCCAUCAAGCCCACCGUGGCCGUUGGCCUGAUCACCGCCGUCCUCGCUGCCGCCACGUCAGCUUUGAUCACCCGCUGCGUUGAGCACUCUCUGUGGCUCAAGCUCGCGCCUCGUCAUGUUCGGCGCCCCCUGACUGGGCGCGAGACCAGGCACCUUGCCCAAUGGAGCGUAUCCCCUCUGGCGAGGCUCACCUAUGCUGUCAACGGCCGAUUCUGGCUCGUCAAGAUGAGCGGCUUGCUGCUCCUCGCCGUUUCCAUCAUGAGUCCUGUCCUCCUGGUUGGCAUUUCGCAGACGGACCUUGUCGAGGUCUCUUACACUACCACCUCCCACGUGGAGGACUAUUGGGCACCCUGGAUCAACAGGGGAAAUUAUCGUUCCCGUGGAGGCAGCGCCGGCGAUCUCACGUUUGGCAUGGCCGUGCAAGCCUCCAAUGGAAAUUUCGCCCCACCGGUCGCUCCAGUGUGCAGCAACGACUCCUGCAGUGUGUCGACCACCUCGCCUGCUCUCCUUGCUACCUGCGACGCCCGCGCGAUGGCCAACACCAAGGGAAUGGGCCUGCCGGUGUGCGACCUCGGAAGCACGGUAGAGUCGGACAUGGUCACCGACUUCUGCAGCAGCAUUGUUCCGUCCAUGUGCGUCAAUUUGACGUGCGGCGCCCCGUCCGUCUAUGCCAACUUCAAGACUGGGCUGGACUACACCUGCGAGUCUGGCUCGGGCGACUCCUCCAGUCCUACUGCAUGCCUGGACUCUCCCGGAUCAUGGUCUGUUAUUUUUGGAGCCUGGGUAGGCGGCGUAGACUUUGGUGUCGGCAACAAAGACCUCAUCAACACGGUCAGCUGCCUGGUCCAAUACGGCAACGUCACCAUCACCCAGACAGGCGAGAACCCCCCACAAUUGGAUCGAGGCUCGUUCAAGAGGUCCCCCUAUCUCCUGGGCAACUACUCGUCCCCGAUAUCAGGUGUGCGCACGUUCACGUGGGGCGAAAACAGCGCGACAACGCCAUACUCCUUCACUCUCCGAGUUGUGGGCACGGGCUUCAACGACAUGUACCAGGAGCCCUUUGCUUCGGGAUUGCUAGGUGACGACGCAUCCAACGACGCCGAACAUGUCGCACGCCAGAUUGAGCAGAACUUUGACUGGGCAACAAUGGGGGCCUUUGCGAGGAUGCCCAACGCCAGUGACGUGGUGACAACGAACCGCACCGCCACCAGGGUAUACGUGUACAACCAGCUCGUGCUCUUGAUCCUUCUGGCGCCCUUCUUGGCAUCGAUAAUGGGCACGUGGGGUCGAUGGAAGGUCGGCUCCGACGAUGAUGUUCCCGGAUAUGAUCCCGCGGCGAUAGCUGCACGCGGUCCAGUAGAGGGUGUUUCGCCCACUGUGUUGGUCGCGAGGCACGGGUACAGGAAAGCCUGCGAUAAACUGCGAUUGGUAGGCUUCGAGGAGUCUGUAGUAGACCCGUCCACAGGACAGCGCAGCGCACGACUUCGCUUACUAGCUCAGUAGUAAGUGUUUUACUCUCAGAAGUCUUUGGUCACGCUAAUUAUGCACAUCGUUCUUAAUAGCUAGUUUUAAU